This is a messenger RNA of Uranotaenia lowii, 2617 nucleotides long. Its product is annotated as CDP-diacylglycerol--glycerol-3-phosphate 3-phosphatidyltransferase, mitochondrial-like. The record is from RefSeq and is a predicted model, not a curated record. Gene Ontology annotation, molecular function: CDP-diacylglycerol-glycerol-3-phosphate 3-phosphatidyltransferase activity. The coding region runs from base 896 to 2410 and encodes 504 amino acids. The transcript is spliced from 4 exons. Gene Ontology annotation, biological process: cardiolipin biosynthetic process. Lineage: Eukaryota; Metazoa; Arthropoda; Insecta; Diptera; Culicidae. Gene Ontology annotation, cellular component: mitochondrion.
UUUUCCUAAUUUCUUGAGUUAAAAUUAUUUCGGUUUGUUGGGUUAUUAUGUUUUUUUUUCAGUUUCUUUCUGUUAACCCUCAUUUCUUGAUUGGCAAUGAAAAUUUGCAUGCUUAAGGUCUCGUUUCUAAGAAUACCCAUUGUCUAUCUACGUGCGCGAUCACAAAAAUAACUCGGAAUCUGGGUGGAAAAAGGAACGGAAUAACAGCAUCAUAUGUCGCAAUUUUCUUUGACUCAAUUUACAUGGCUCGCUUCUCGAUUCAAAAUGCAUUUGUCAGAGAAGCUAGAGGGUAAAACAUAUUUCGUUAAACUAGGAAUUUUUCAACACCCUCAAUUUAUGUUUAAGAAUUCGUUCAGUAAUCCAUCUAGUACCUAAUACAUCUGUCCUAUACCACACUCGUUUUGCAUGCUUAAUUUUCUCCCAGCCGUUCCUUUCAUCUAUGUUUUGGUUAGGUUUUCUACAACCACCAUCAAAUCGAAAGCACUAUACGGGUUCAUCACAUUUUAUGUAAUGCCAUAUUCGUUUUCAUCUGGUGGAAAGAUGGUUGUGCACCAACUGCUGUCAUCUUCAUAUAAAAAAAACGUUUUGACAGCACUUGGUGCACUACCGGUGCACCACCAGGAUGAAAACGAAUAUGGCAUAACUACUAAGCUAUACCGCACAAACUCUAAUUCGCAAUUGGAGACGGCUUAGAUUUACAGCUUUUGCUUAUCUUUUAACAGUUAUCGAUUAUUUAUAACAAUUCCUGGCUAACAUUUCUUAUGAUUAUAUCGCUUUAGCAGUUUAUAAUAUCUUCUACUAAACACCACCAACGAUAGGUUUUAAAAAAACGCUGCCCUGAGCUGGAAAUUUAAAUUUCGCAAGCUGGCAGAUAAUCCUACAACCGCUAUUCAAAAUGAUUAGACGCCUGUUCAGCACCCUGAUUGCAGAUUAUCCACCAGCAGGAGAAUUUCUCGCAUCCACACCGCCCAACAGUGGUUCCCAGUCGUCAAAGGGAGGAACAGGCGAUGGAGGAGGAGGUUCCCUAAAAGCAUCUUUUCGGUCUUCGCAUUUGGAAUCCCUGAACUGGUUGCACUCCGUUUCACCAUGCUUUCCAGUCUCCGGAGAUUGUAUUGAUGUAAUCUGCGAUCCCUCUUCGUUCUAUAACACUCUAUUAGAAAAAUGUUCAAAGGCACAGCAUCGGAUCAUGUUAGCUAGUUUGUACUUGGGUAUUGGAAAUUUGGAAACGCGUUUAGUCGAUGCUAUAAGCGAAAAUAUGAAGCGCAAUCUGCAACUCAAGGUGGACGUUCUGUUGGAUUUCACCAGAGGAACACGAGGUGAGCGCAACUCGCAGACAACACUCAUGCCUUUGUUGCAACAAAGUGAUAACUUCCAGCUGUCCCUGUACCACACACCUGUACUGCGUGGUCUAACGAAAAGAUUGGCCCCUCCACGAUGGAACGAACUGCUGGGUAUCCAGCAUAUAAAACUAUACCUAGUGGACGAUACAGUCAUCAUAAGUGGGGCAAACCUUUCAAACGAUUAUUUCACUAAUCGGCAAGACCGAUAUGUGAUGAUUGAGGAUCAACGGUUGGCGAAUUUCUAUGCAGAAUUUUUGCACAAGGUACAGGAGUUCAGCUUGAAGGUAAAUCGAGCGGGGGAAGCUAAUUUACACGAAAAUUGGAACAUGUUGCCAUACAAGAGCGCACAAAUUGAUUUUGCCACCGAAGCUCGAGACAGGAUACGGAAUUAUUUCCAGGGGGUGAUGGAACGACAACGAAAGGAGUUCGAGGAAGACAAAGAAUCGGAUACCUGGAUAUUUCCACUGAUUGAGAUGGGACAGCUCGGUAUUCACCAUGACAGUUUGGUGACCAAAAGUCUUCUCUCCGGCUGUCUUACCGAAUCGAAACUCAAUCUGGCCACGGGAUACUUCAACCUGACCGAAACCUACAUGGACACAUUGACGAAUGAGUGCCGCGCCGAAUGUAGCAUUCUUAUGGCACAUCCCAAUGCAAACGGUUUUUUAGGUGCCAAAGGACCAGCGGGAGGAAUUCCAGCUGCCUACUCGUUGAUUGCCAAGAAAUUUUACGAAAAACUGAAACAAUCCAACCAACAUCAUCGGGUGUCGCUGCUCGAGUACGAACGCAACGGUUGGACGUAUCAUGCCAAGGGUCUGUGGUAUUACCUGCCUGGGUCGAGUCAACCCAACCUCACCUUGGUCGGUUCAUCCAAUUUCGGUGAACGAUCUGUCAACCGGGAUCUUGAGGCACAAAUUGCUUUAGUAACCACCAAUGGCAGCCUUCAACGGAAGCUGCAGGCCGAGUACGAGAAUAUCCUGCAGCAUUCAUCGACGGCCGAAGCACAGCUGGAUGCUCGAGAGGUGCCCCGAUGGGUGCGGGCAGUAGUCGGGUUGUUCCGUAAUUUCUUCUAAGUCAUUAGGUAGGUUCUACACUAUUUAUCUAAUCUUAAACUGUAUUGUACGCUGACGGUGGCGAACUCAUUUGUGUCUCCUAGUGCUUAAACUUAGCUGUGCGCCGAACAAAUUUUAAAUAAUUGUACCAAAAAGUUGGAUUACAGAAUAAUUUUAAUAUUCAUAUGGACGCCAUAUUUAAAAAAUACAAGGCUUAGUUAAAUUGAA